Molecule: messenger RNA, 701 nt
Organism: Xenia sp. Carnegie-2017
Lineage: Eukaryota; Metazoa; Cnidaria; Anthozoa; Malacalcyonacea; Xeniidae
Product: late histone H2B.L4-like
Exons: 1
Coding region: 192-572 (126 amino acids)
Biological process (GO): nucleosome assembly
Cellular component (GO): nucleosome
Molecular function (GO): structural constituent of chromatin; protein heterodimerization activity; DNA binding
Source: RefSeq, a predicted model, not a curated record
UAUCUAAACAUUAAUACAUUUAAAUUUGUAAUGAAUAAUGGUGAACUUCAAGAUGCGCGGUUGUCAUUGGUCGAUUUCUGUGCAAACUGUUAAUACUUUUUUAAAAACGGUAUCCCAACUGAUAUAAAUCAUUGCUAACUUUGAAUUCAAUAAACGGUCGCGUUGAUUGCUUGGACUGAAAGGUUGAAAGGAUGCCCCCAAAAGACGCUGCGAGCAAAAAAGUUGGUAAACAGAGCAGUCCAGCAAUAAAACCCCUGGUAGAUGCGAAAGGAAAGAAAAAGAGAGGAAAACGCAAGGAAAGCUAUGCUGUCUACAUCUACAAAGUAUUGAAACAAGUUCAUCCAGAUACAGGCGUGUCAAGCAAAGCUAUGAACAUCAUGAAUUCAUUCGUUAAUGACAUCUUUGAACGAAUUGCAUCAGAAGCCACGCGUCUUGCUAACUAUAACAGGAAAUCUACUAUAUCUUCUCGCGAAAUUCAAACGGCAGUAAGACUUCUUCUGCCGGGGGAGUUGGCCAAACAUGCCGUUAGUGAAGGCACAAAGGCCGUAACGAAGUACACAAGCAGUAGAUAAUAUGGUUUACAUCAGGAAAAAGAAUUGUUGAACCCUUGUUUUGAGACAAAUGGCUUUCAGUAGUUGUAAUAAUAUAAAGACGUUGUCGACGUAUAAAGCUGAUGUAAUAAAAUUUGUGUGUUUGUUAAA